GAAAAGGAUCGGCAACUUUACAUACAGAAUAUUUAUGCAAAUCGGAUGCCAAAAGCCCUGAGGGACAGAAGUGAUUGGCUUCCUAAUGACCAAAGUCUGAGAGCAGACAGAUCAGUACAAGUAGAUAAAGAGAGUUUUAGAGAACUGCUGCUGUCUCAGCACCAGGAUACAGAGAAAAAUCCAAUGCAGCUAAAAAAGGAGAAAAGAGGAGAUAAGGGUGGAGAAGGUAAAGCAAGAGAAGUGUGCUCAGAUGCCUGGGGUAGAAAAGAAAAAGAAGAAACCAAGGAAGUACCAACACCAGAAACUUCUAACAGGACACACAGAGGGGGCAAACUACUGAUGGAAAAAGGCAAUUUUUCAGAAUUUAUUAAAGAAAUGGAAAAAGAGACAGAGUUUCUUAAACAGAAGUUGAAAAGUCUGAUGAAAUCUGAACAAAAUCCUCAAAGAGACGGAGCAAAGGAGAACAAUCAAGAGGGAGAGGCAGUGGAAGAAGUUGAAAAAGAAGAGAAGAAACCGUAUGAGCAGCAAAAGAAGAAAGCCAGGAGUGAAGGAGCAAUUCCAAGCAAAGACUUUGCUAGGCUGAAAAAAAUCUACCUCUCCUCAGAAGGUGUUGAGAGUUUGCAUCAGGGGCUCCACACCUCAGGUGCCAAAUGCAAAGCAGGCAGCCAGAGCCAGGCAGGCCAGAGCUGCAGGGACACUGCUGAGUCCAGGGGGAAAAUCUCCUUUGGGGCUUAUGAGCCUUCUUUUGGGCAAAUCCCCCUGGCCAGGCAGGGUGGCAGAUGUGGAGUGGAAGAAAGAGCUGAGGAAGGAGGUUUUUGGGGAGGGCUGUUUGCAAGGAGACGGCCCCACGAGUUCCAGCAGCAGCAGGGUGAAGGCAGGCAAGUGAGGGGUGAGAGGCAAAUCCCAAACUCCAGGAGAGGGUUCAGCUCUCCUCGUUAAAACCAGCUCCAGAGAAUGUACAAUGAUUUCUGGUAGUUAAGUAUAUCAGCUUACCUUUAGAAAGUUUAUACAUUCAGAUUGUUAAAAAAACAAACGUUUUACUGAAAUUUUUAUUAAAUCUUACAAGCACUGGCUCCAUGAUUUUUUCCAAAACAAUCCAAUCGUCACAAAAAAACCAUUCUGUGCUCGGUGUGUAUUCACAAAAAUGUGUUGUAUUGAGAAUUCCUUAUUGUUUUCACCUGUUACCAGGAAAAAGUUAGUCCAUGUUUAGGAACUUCCAGGUUUUUGCAUUCCCAAGGAGCUGGAAUUUGGAAGCUGGGUUGUUGUCAGCUCCCUGACACGAGAACCUGCUUUUGUAAGGUUCACUGCUGGGUGAGGACCAACAAUGCAAUAAAAAACCCACUUUUUUAGUUCCUUCACUCCCCAAACAGCUUCCAGAAGUCAGAGAUAAUAAAAAUAAUUUGCUCCUACACUGUUUUCACAAGCAUUAGAAACCUCUAAAGCCUCAUUCUUUCCCACUGUUGGAACUUAUCAAAGCCGUUUGCCUGGUAACUUCCCCAGCUGACAUCCAGAGAUGAAUGUGCAAGAGGAAAGCAUUGUUUUGGAGAAGUCAGGCAUAGCCAGUCCCCAAAAAGCCUCUAAAAAUCCUUGUUUAAGGUUAUGUAAGCGAGGGGAGGAGGAUUGUGUUUUGUUCCUCACAGUAAUUCAUUUAAUACUUGCUAAAUUCAUGUGAAGUUUGGAAAAAUUAGAGGCAUUCUGUUAAUUUUUAAAGGCAGUAGCAGUUUUAAAAAUGUCAGAAAUUACACCACAAAAGCUUUUAAAGAUGACAAAGACAUUCAGACCUGAACCUGCUUGCAACAACAUUUCAAAGGUUUAGAAAAAUAGUUAAAAAAAUAAAUGAGUCCAGUUGAUUCAAACAGUAUUUUCUUAUGCACAAACACAGGGGGGGUGUUGUUUUGGCUUGGAUUUUGGUGCCUUUGGGGUUGGAUUUUGCCAUUUUGGCUUUGUUUGUU
Messenger RNA from Cyanistes caeruleus (blue tit), 1952 nucleotides. The record is from RefSeq and is a predicted model, not a curated record. Lineage: Eukaryota; Metazoa; Chordata; Aves; Passeriformes; Paridae.